Molecule: messenger RNA, 2063 nt
Organism: Ailuropoda melanoleuca (giant panda)
Lineage: Eukaryota; Metazoa; Chordata; Mammalia; Carnivora; Ursidae
Gene: GJB6
Product: gap junction protein beta 6
Exons: 4
Coding region: 539-1324 (261 amino acids)
Biological process (GO): cell-cell signaling; gap junction-mediated intercellular transport
Cellular component (GO): connexin complex
Molecular function (GO): gap junction channel activity
Source: RefSeq, a predicted model, not a curated record
AACUCCGCGCGUCUCGCAGCCCGCCGGGAAGCGUCAGGGCAGAGGCGGGGUGGGGCGCGGUUAAAAGGCGCUGCAGGUGGGAGCUAGGCCUGCACCCGAAGCAGAGCGGGAGCGCCGACUGCACACUCCCGGCACCGGCCCAAGAGCCCGUGGCGCCCCAGCCGGACCUGCUGCCGGGUUGCAGCGGAGGGCGCCUCUCUGCGCCGAGAGCCCCGCGCCGCCGGACCCCAGACCCCGGCCGCAGUCCCGCGGAGCAGGUGACCUCGUCACUGAACUAAAACUGCACAAAGAUUUAUAGUCAUGUCAUUACUGUGCAACAUCGGCUUUUAAGCAAUCAAAUGGUGUAGAAGAAAGCCUGAAACCCUUGAGGAGGAGGGAAACUUGCCUAAUUCUUCUCCAGGCCAAAAAGCUGUGAGUCCUUGGAAGUCUAUCAAAUAUUCAAUGACUAACUUUGAAAGGGUCAUCCAAAGGGAAAUAGAACUUUCUAGAAAGACACUUUCCACCUCUUGGUGUCUGCUACAGGGAAUAAGCCAACACAAUGGACUGGGGUACCCUACACACUUUCAUCGGGGGUGUAAACAAGCACUCCACCAGCAUCGGGAAGGUAUGGAUCACCGUCAUCUUCAUUUUCCGUGUCAUGAUUCUUGUAGUGGCUGCUCAGGAAGUGUGGGGUGAUGAACAGGAAGAUUUUGUCUGCAACACUCUGCAACCAGGGUGCAAAAAUGUGUGCUAUGACCACUUUUUUCCUGUGUCCCACAUCCGGCUGUGGGCCCUGCAACUCAUCUUUGUCUCCACCCCAGCCCUGCUGGUAGCGAUGCAUGUCGCCUACUACAGACACGAGGCUGCCCGCAAAUUUAGGCGAGGAGAGAAAAGAAAUGAAUUCAAAGACUUAGAAGACAUUAAAAAGCAGAAGGUUCGAAUAGAGGGGUCCCUGUGGUGGACAUACACCAGCAGUAUCUUUUUCCGAAUCAUCUUUGAAGCCUCCUUUAUGUACGUGUUUUACUUCCUUUACAAUGGGUACCACCUGCCCUGGGUGUUGAAAUGUGGGAUUGACCCUUGCCCCAACUUGGUCGACUGCUUUAUCUCUAGACCUACUGAGAAAACCGUGUUUACCAUUUUUAUGAUUUCUGCGUCUGUGAUUUGCAUGCUGCUUAAUGUGGCCGAGUUGUGUUACCUGCUGCUGAAAGUAUGUUUUAGGCGAUCAAAAAGAAUGCAAACACAAAGAAAUCAUCCCAAUCACGCCCUAAAAGAGAGUAAGCAAAAUGAAAUGAAUGAGCUGAUUUCAGAUAGUGGUCAAAAUGCCAUCACAGGCUUUCCAAGUUAAACAUUUCAAAGCUCUGGGUAACUGACUCAUAACAAAAGUGGUGCCUUCUCCUGAAGGCAACGCCCACAUAAAAAUCCCUUCCGUAGGCUGAAGACUUUGUCUUUAAAAAUGCUUUCAUAAUACAUAGACUUGAGUUAACUUUUUGUAGAAUAAUUGUUCCAUUAAUAUGCAACAUAAUCAAAUAUGUGGUCCAUCUCUGAAAACUAAGACAGGAUUACAACUGUACCUUGAAGUAAAUUUAACAUGUUUAAGUAGACUGUCUGACAUACUAGGUAUUUCCUGAAAAUUUAAGUGUGUAGCUGUUGUUGAUGAAGAACAUUUAUGUAGAAAUCGAUACUUUGAUUAGUAAAAGAUAUUUUUAUAGGGUUGAAUGUUUUAGUUCUGACUUUGAAUUUAUAUAAAGUAUUUUUAUAAUGACUGGUCUUUCUUAUCUGGGAAAACAUAUGAUGUUAGUUUUAGAAUUAUGCCAUGAGUAUCUAAAUUUUGAACUUACAAAGAGCCUAUCUUGUUGUAAAUAGAGUUUUGCAUUAUCUAUUGACAAAUUUAUGAACUAUCAUGAUACUCUUAAGGUGGAAAUUGUUCAUUGUACAAUAUAUUUUUAUUGCUUCCUGAAUGUAGACAGAGCUGUAUGGAAGUAGGAAGCUUUUUAAAACUAGGCAAUUUGCAAUCAUUGUGAACAGCUGACAUGAAUGCGCUCACCUCAAUAAAGAUUAGCCCCAUCGCUAUGCCUUCAUCUGCA